AUGGGGGUUCAGCAGAACACUCCUCUUGUUCAACAGAGCACUCCUCUUGUUCAGCGGAUAGAUCAUCAGGGUCCGACCAUUCUGCUUCCAUCUCUCGACAUCCUCGGUAGGGGGCAGACCACUGUCUUCCUCCCGAUGCUCACUCAACAGCCAGUGCCACUCACGAAACUUUCGGGGGAUGUUCAAAGCACGACGGACCUUAGGCAUGUUAGGCCCAAGCGCCAAUUGCUUGCUGAUAUUGUUCACUAA
Molecule: messenger RNA, 249 nt
Organism: Prunus armeniaca (apricot)
Lineage: Eukaryota; Viridiplantae; Streptophyta; Magnoliopsida; Rosales; Rosaceae
Source: the annotation of a GenBank genome assembly